Molecule: messenger RNA, 4330 nt
Organism: Phacochoerus africanus (Common warthog)
Lineage: Eukaryota; Metazoa; Chordata; Mammalia; Artiodactyla; Suidae
Gene: GAS2L2
Product: growth arrest specific 2 like 2
Exons: 6
Coding region: 1378-4008 (876 amino acids)
Biological process (GO): microtubule bundle formation; protein localization to microtubule plus-end; regulation of microtubule polymerization or depolymerization
Cellular component (GO): stress fiber; microtubule plus-end; actin filament
Molecular function (GO): microtubule binding; actin filament binding; cytoskeletal adaptor activity
Source: RefSeq, a predicted model, not a curated record
CUCAUAUCCUACCUAUCGUGGCUAUUCCUGGAAUAUGGCAAGCAUCGUCCUGCCUGGAGGCUUUGCACUGGCUGUUCCCUCUGCCCAAGUACCCUUCCCGCAGAUACCUGCUGGGCUUCCUUCCUCCCUUCUCUCAGGGUACUGCUCAAGUUUCACUGUAUCAGCGGGGACUCCUGACCGCCUUAUAAAAAUACCUCCCCCCCAACACGACAUCUCCUUUAGCCCUUGAGUUUUCUCCCUGGUAUGUCCCACCAUCUGACUUACUAUAGGUUUACAUGUGUUAUCUGUCAUCCAUCAUUCAGCAACAUGUCAGCAGCCUCCAUGAGGUCAGGGGCCUUGUUGAUAGCUCCAUCUUCAGGCCUAUGAUGGUGCGUGGCAUGCAGUAGGUACUCAGGACAUGUUUGUUGAAUGACUGCAUUGCUGUGGCUGGGGGGUGAGGUGCUAUGACCGACAGCCCGCUCUGGAGGAAUCACAUGGGUAGAGUGGGCGAUGGAGCAGGUUCUUGAGAGAAAGUGGGGAUCCCGGUGCACGGACAGGGCUGCUGGGAGAAUCAGGGUGAGCUGGGACCCACCCAGUCCUGACAGUGGAAAGUAUCGUUCCUCUAUUCCUACAUAUUAUCAGUCCCAUUUUGCAGUUGAGGCAACUAAGGCAGACAGAAGCUAGGUUGUAGUGAAGGGCACAGAGGGAUUCGGGAAAGGGUCCAAGACCAGACUCAGCUGUUUGGACUCCACUGCUGUGUCUAUUUCAUCCCCAUCCGGUGGUGCUCACUAAACACCAAGGGGAUCCAGCAAACACCCCCUGGCCUGCUUCUCACACCUAUUUCCCCAAAGCCCCCACCUGGGUCAACCAGCCUCAGCCUCUCCUCUGCUCCCCGGGCUUCAGGGCAGGCUCAGCAGGGGAGGCAAUGCCGGAAAGGGUUAACAAGGAGUGUUUGUAGCAGCCGCUGUCUCCAGGGAGAGGAAAGCACUGGAGGCCGACAGCCAGACUCCAGGCUGGCCGGUGGGGGGUGGGAGGCAGCCGCCAGCGCAGCCUGUCCCGCCCUGGGGGGAGAGAGGAGUGCCCAAACAUCCAUCCGUCCUGGGAGGUGGUGACCUCGGAGAAGACUGGGCAGCUGGGGCGUGAGGUCGCUGCGGGGCUACCAAGUAGGAAAGUUCUGGCAGGGACUGAGGAAUGUGGGGGGGCGGGGGCCCAGCCUGGCCCAGCCGGGUGGCAGCAGUGGCGGUGGCUGAAGCCAGCAGCAAGUAGCAGAGCGGUCCCAGGCUCUGGGAGGCUGGAAGGGAAGCCUUGAGUUAGGAAGAGAGAACCAGUCAAGACCCAGCAGGUGGCAGGAGGGAAGACACGGCUGGGGGAGAGAGGAGGCGCCCGCCCCCUCGAGCCAUGUCCCAGCCCCAGACUCGGAGGAGGAGGCCUGGGACCCCGAGGCCUCCGGUGCGCAGCAUCCGGCCCUUUAAGUCCAGUGAACAGUACCUGGAAGCCAUGAAGGAGGACCUGGCCGAGUGGCUUCGGGAUCUCUACGGACUGGACAUCGACGCGGCCAACUUCCUGCAGGUGCUGGAGACGGGCCUGGUGCUGUGCCGGCAUGCCAACGCUGUCACCGAGGCCGCCCUGGCCUUCCUGACAGAGGCACCUGCCCGAGCCCGAAAGAUCCCCCUGCCCCAGGCAGGGGUUUCCUGCAACAGGGCGGCCCAGCCCGGCACCUUCCAGGCCCGGGACAAUAUCUCCAACUUCAUCCAGUGGUGUCGCAAGGAGAUGGGCAUCCAAGAGGUGCUGAUGUUCGAGACGGAGGACCUGGUGCUGCGCAAGAACGUGAAGAACGUGCUUCUGUGCCUGCUGGAGCUGGGUCGCCGGGCCUGGCGCUUCGGCGUCGCGGCGCCUACCCUGGUGCGGCUGGAGGAGGAGAUCGACGAGGAGCUGCGGCAGGAGAUGGCCCUACCCCCGCCCGACCCCCCGCCGCCCGAGCCCCCUAGACGCCGGCCCUGCCACUUCCGCAACCUGGACCACGUGGUGCAGAGCCUGGUGAGCCACUGCACGUGCCCGGUGCAGUUCUCCAUGGUCAAGGUGUCGGAGGGGAAGUACCAGGUGGGAGACUCCAACACCCUCAUCUUCAUCCGAAUCCUCCGGGACCACGUGAUGGUGCGUGUCGGGGGCGGCUGGGACACGCUGGGUCACUAUCUGGACAAACAUGAUCCCUGCCGGUGCACAUCCCUCUCACACAAGGCGGGUGACUUCCUGAAGCCCCCUGCCUCACCGGUGCAGCAUGAAGUGAGGGUGCAGGAUGGGCCCUCCCAGCCUCAGCCUACAAUGACCAUCAGCCGCUCCCAGAGCCCCCCGCCUCCUGUGGACUGGAAGACAUAUACCUCUUUGGGUGGAAAGCUGAGGCCCCCCGCCGCCUCCUCCCCCAGACCCCGCUGUGAACAGAGAGCAGGGGAGGGGAUCGUCCGAAAGACAGCACCAUUCGUGAGGUGCCAGGAGAAAUCGCACACCCCAUCUCAGAGGCAGCUGCCAGCCGGGGACACUGCACCCAGCCACCAAUUGUCACCCACCCCUUGGGAGCAAGACCCACAGCUCACCUCCUCAGGGAAGAGAGGGGUCAGACACCCCCCUGAACUCCCCAGGGGAAGGACUCCUACAUCUUGGGUUCGUGAAGAGACAGACAGCCGGGGAACUCAUGCCAGGACUUCCACCCCCCAGAGAUGCCGAGCCCCCGAGGCCACCGUCAGAGGGACACCAGCAAGACGACCAUCUCCCCUGCCUCGUUCCUCCAGCCCAGCCAAGCCCGCGGGCCCCAGGCCACCACCCCAGGGUGAAGCCGAGGGUGCUUCCUCCCAGCUCAGGGAGCCAGCAUCUGUCUGUCCUCCAUCCCCUGCUAAAGGACCCACCAAGAUCCCGGUCCGGUUGCCCCCAGCUCGCCCCCCCACUCCAGGAAGAAGCUUUCCAGGUACUGCAGGUGGAGGUCCCAGGACAGAACUGGGGAGGGGCCCCAGUCCAUUAAGGGCCAUCACUGGGGACCUGUCUGGGUCCAGACAUGAGGGCUGCUCUGUGGAAGAGCGGCAAGAGGACCAUAAACUGGAAGUCCAGGUGACAGCAGAGGCUGGAGAGCCCUGGGGCCUGGGCCCCCAGCGUCGGGAGGGGAGGUACGCGCCCCUGCCCUUGGGUGGGGCCAAGGAGCAAGCCAUCAACCACAGCCUGGAGGAGGAACUUUCGGCCAACAUGAAGCUGCUGGAGGUGGGGGGUGCCCGCCCCCACGGCACAGGGGCUGGGGUCAUUCCCCGAAGUGGGGUCUACGUUCCCAGCCUGGGUGGGCGGUGGCCUGAGCCUGGGGGUCCUUAUGACAAAGUCAUCCAGGAACUGGCUCAGGGCCCCCCACCCCUUCUUAGAGUGGACCUGGGAGCCUGGAACUCCGCCCCUGGAGGCUCCCCUAAGGCGGCUCUAACUGCAGGCUCAGGAAGCCCAAGAGGGAACCCGGAAGAGAGCAGGUUGAGGACAAAGGCAAGCCUGAGUGCCAAGGGCACCAGGACAAGGACGGUCUCAGCUCAAGGAGGGCAGGACUGCUCAGCCCCUGCUGUGCCUGCCAGCCCAGAGGCCCCCACACCUUCACUCUCCAACCCCAGUUCUGAGAAAGGCGAGUCAUGGGCAGCCAAGGGCAAGAGAAUACUCCGGAAGCCCCAGCGAGUCCCAUCCAUCUACAAGCUGAAGCUGAGGCCCAGGCUUCGGCCCCGGAGAGACCACAGGCCUGAGAAGCGGCCGUCUCGAAUCCCUAAGCCGCUGACCUACUUCUGCCUGGGCCCAACCAGGGCACCCCCCGGGGGCAGGCUGGCGACAGCAGCUCUGGGCAGCAAGGGAGGGGUGGCAACCCCGGGGAAGGGAGCCUUGGCAGGGGAGGAGGAAGAAGGAAAGCAGGGGAGCGAGCCAGCCGCCCCACUGGAGAGCAGCCCCCAGCCCCUGGAAGGCCAGGGGAAGCAGCGGCUUCAAGUCCCCCUCUCACCUGAAGAGGAGUCUUGGGUCUGAGAAGGCGCUUCUGCUCGCAAGCCUGUGGGUGUAGGGAGGAGGGUCGUGAGAAGACGCUCACGUACGCGUCCCUCGCACGUCCAUUGGCAGGAACAGAAGGGAAGGUCCCUCACCUCAAUACAGGGCCUUGGCCCGGAGACAAAUACAGACUCAAUCUGCUUAACUGAGCAGAAGGGCGACCCAUCGGUCCCACUCCAGCUCCAGGGUGGUGGGGUACCCUCUCCCAGAGCAGCUCCCCAAACUCCUGAACUCUAUCCUCUGGCCAUGCCCACUGUUUCCGCAGCUCUUCUAACUUAUUAAACACCAGUGGGUCUGUUCCUGA